AUUCGCGUCUGAUAGAGCCGGAACGCCGGAUAGUAGUCCUGUAGACGGUAACGUUGUAAAUGCAAAAUCAUGAUGCAAAAUCAAUAAUAGUCGUAGGGGAUCUGAUAUUUGGAUUCUAAUCGUCGAAUCCGCCUGUUACGCGAAGCCAACAACGCCUAAAUAUAACUUAAAAAUACUGCCCAUGCGUUUACCCAAGCACUUAUUUUUUGAACUACUCGCAUCAUGCCAGGAUUCAUAAGGAAGCAAGAAUAAUUCUUUACCACAUUUGUAUGCUAUUCAAAGCAAGCCUACGGCCCAGCAGAUAUAUCGCACCCCACUUAUCGCAAAACCUCAAGAGCAAUCUACCACGCCUAUAAAAUCACUUUAACUGUUCGAGUGGAAGGUAUUUAGGAUCUCUGAAUCAACACAACGACCAGAUUCAUCCCAAGUCGUGAAAAUGGCUAUCGAUUCCCAGCAAGCCAACGGCUCCUCAGAGUGGUCCGACAGUGCCUUCACCCCAACGAUGCGCCUUAGCUCCGCUGGGCAGCCCGAAGUCAAGAAGGCCGUUGGCUUAGACGGACCCGUUACAUUUGCUCCUACGCCGGCGCCGUCCCAUAACAGUGGCCAACCGAACGGCGGAUUGUGGGCAUGGCUGCAAGUCGCCGCCGGGUUCUGCAUCUUCUUCAAUACAUGGGGGGUGCUCAACACCUUCGGCAUCUUCCAGACGUACUACGAGACGGGCGUGCUAUUCAACGAGUCGUCGUCUAACAUCUCAUGGAUCGGCUCCAUUCAGGCGUACUGCGUCAUGGUUGUCGGCCUGAUAUCGGGGCCGGUCUAUGAUAGGGGCUAUCUCCGCGCGCUGCUGCUAUCGGGGUCGUUUAUGAUCGUGUUUGGAUUUAUGAUGUUGAGCAUUUGCAGGAAUUUCUGGGAGGUGUUGCUUGCGCAGGGUUUCUGCAUUGGCAUUGGGGCGGGACUGAUCUUCGUGCCAUCGUUGGCGAUCCUGCCAACGUACUUUAGCACGAAGAUCGGGUUGGCCAUGGGCUUGGCGGCGUCGGGAUCUUCGUUAGGAGGAGUCAUCUACCCUAUUGUAUUCUACAAGUUGAUUGACCAAAUCGGCUUUGGCUGGUCCGUUAGGGUCAUUGGCUUCAUAACCCUGGGUACACUACUUCUCCCAAUCUGCUUCAUGAGGAUGCGAGUCAAACCGGCUAAGCCGAGGGCUAUCCUUGACUGGUCAGCCUUUACAGACUGGCCGUUAGUGUUCUUCACGCUGAGUACUAUGAUCGGAUUCAUCGGACUCUAUACGAUGUUGUUCUAUAUCUCAUACUUCGCCGCUGCAGCCAAUAUCACUACUGCCGAAAUGUCUUUCUACGUGGUCCCGAUUCUGAACGCUGCAUCGAUAUUUGGCCGAACAAUUCCAAACGCCAUUUCUGAUAAGACUGGCCCAUUGAACUUAUUCGGUCCUGCCGGCAUCGUCUGUGGUGUCUUAACUUUCUGCAUACUCUCCGUAAAAAAUCUGGGUGGUAUCGUUCCCAUCGCAAUUCUCUAUGGAUUCUUUUCCGGCGUCUUCAUUGCCCUCCCAGGAGUUUGCUUUGUGAAGUUGACAGCGGAUAAGUCUAAGAUUGGCACGCGCAUUGGAAUGGGCUUUGCAGCGUUUAGUUUCGGCGUCCUAGCAGGCGGACCAGGGGGUGGUAGUGUCAUUGGCAGCAAUGCUGUAGACCUUCACUGGCAACACUUAUGGAUCUACGGUGGUUGCACGAUGAUGGCUUCCGGUGUCUUGCUAUUUGCUCAGAGGUUCUGGUUGUCUAAGGGUAAGGUAUUUAUCAAGAUAUAACUAGAGUCCUUGUUCUCGCUCUUAUAAAGGCAGCUUAUAUAAUAGGUGUUAAGGGGAACGCCUUGAGGUUGUCGCGAUAGCCAAGCAAGUCGAGAAAAGCUAUGGCAUAACUCGGUCCAACGCGUCAACGCCUGUAUUUUUAUAGGGACUUCUAUUCUAUUCCUGACCCACGAGCGCACCACGAAUAAAAGUCACCUAAUCUUGGCCGCCAUUGCCUAACAUUGUCAGCUUGGUACGAAAGCAGUCCACUAACACUAAACUGGGUGAUUGCAAUGAGUGGAAAUGGAUGGACAACUAAUGAGAGAGUUCUAGAUUAGAUUCAGCAUUUCAAGAAAUAUACAAACGCUUGUACAAAGGGCAUAUAUCGCCUCUUAAUCCUCAGUGGCCAUCAGAGCCACCACUCGACUGAGUUUAAGCUUUACUGUAAAGAUAAUAAGAUCAUUAC
Molecule: messenger RNA, 2255 nt
Organism: Pseudogymnoascus verrucosus
Lineage: Eukaryota; Fungi; Ascomycota; Leotiomycetes; Thelebolales; Thelebolaceae
Exons: 2
Coding region: 437-1810 (457 amino acids)
Biological process (GO): transmembrane transport
Cellular component (GO): fungal-type vacuole membrane
Molecular function (GO): transmembrane transporter activity
Source: RefSeq, a predicted model, not a curated record